This is a messenger RNA of Acanthisitta chloris (rifleman), 1254 nucleotides long. RefSeq names its product osteomodulin (gene OMD). Lineage: Eukaryota; Metazoa; Chordata; Aves; Passeriformes; Acanthisittidae. The record is from RefSeq and is a predicted model, not a curated record. The transcript is spliced from 2 exons. The coding region runs from base 1 to 1254 and encodes 417 amino acids. Gene Ontology annotation, molecular function: protein binding.
AUGGGGAUUCUGAGCCAACUAUCAAUCUUUCACCUCCUCUGGGCUGCUUUAGUCCUUUGUCAGUAUGAAGACUAUGACUUUGAGGAUGAGUACGAUGGGGAGCCAGAUCAUCAGCAGCCAUAUUACUUUAAUCCAGCCACACAAGCUGAAGCUCCUCGCUUUCCUUUUCCAGUUGAGUGUGCCAGAGAAUGCUUUUGUCCACCAGCUUUUCCCUUAUCGAUGUACUGUGAUCAUCGGAAACUCAAGACAAUACCAAAUAUCCCUAGUCAUGUCCAACAACUUUACCUGCAAAACAAUGACAUUGAAGCAGUGCCUGCAGGACCAUUCACUAAUGUGACCUUUGUAAGGGAAAUUAAUCUCAGCUACAACAAAAUAAAAUUCCACAGGAUUGACCAUGGUGUAUUUGCCAAACUUUCAAACUUAGUGCAGCUUCAUCUACAACAUAAUGAAUUAGAAGAGUUUCCGUUCCCACUGCCCAGCUCUCUGGAGAGACUUCUCCUUGGUUUCAAUAAGAUUUCCCAGCUACCUGGAACUGCACUGGAAGGAUUACCCAACAUCACAAUGCUUGACCUCUGCAAUAACUUACUUGAUGAUUCAGCACUCAAAGGAAAACCCUUUGCGAACAUGAAAAAUUUAGUGCAGCUCAACUUAUGCAACAACAAAUUAGAGACUAUGCCUCCUGAUCUACCAUCAUCACUCAUGCAUCUCUCUCUUGAGAAUAACUCCAUUUCUUACAUUCCAGAAAACUAUUUCAACAGACUUCCCAAAAUCAUUGCUCUAAGAAUGUCCCACAACAACCUGCAGAACAUUCCACGCAACACCUUUAAUCUACCCAACCUUCUGGAACUUAAUCUUGGACACAACAAAUUGAAACAAGUAUUCUACAUUCCAAGAAGUUUGCAGCAUUUGUACAUUGAAAACAAUGAUAUUGAAAACAUAAAUGUUACUUUGAUGUGUCCAACUAUUGAUCCCCUGAACAUCAAUCAGCUAACCUACAUUCGGGUGGACCAAAAUAAGCUGACGAGUCCUAUGAGCUCAUAUGCAUUUUUCUGCUUCCCUCUCAUUCGAACCAUUUAUUAUGGUGAACAGAACAUUACUGUCAACAAGGCCACUCGGCUCAGAUCACCUGUGUUUCGGCGGUUUUUAACACCAGAAGAAUACCAGGAAGCAGAAGACAAUCAUGAAACACAUGAUCAUGGAACUGAAGAAGAUGAUGAAGCAGAAGACAACUACUUUCACCCUUACUUUCAGUGA